AUGGCAAAAUGUCCAUCUGGAGACUCGUUUGAUGCAGCGCGCGGUAUUUGUGCGAACAAGUGCGAUUUGUGCGGUUGUGCAGGCGGUGACGAUCAGGCUACCAUGCCUGCAUGCUAUCCUGGCGAAGUAAUCUCGCGAGGGACAUGCCUGGACACGUAUUUGGAAUGCACCAAGCAACACACAUUCGAAAUUAGGCGUUGUUCUGAGGAGAAACGUUUCGAUUCAGUGUUACUGAUGUGUAAGAUUUAUAAUCAAGUUGCGGAAUGUUUUAUUGAAAAAGGUGCUGGAGAUGGCGCGACUGCCGGUGUAGUGCCUUCGCCGCCUUGGCCACAGUUUCAUGUGGACGAUUCUUUUCAGCCUCCAUCCGCACCGCCUGUUGGCUUGCAAAGUAUUUUCGUAAAUCCAGCUGAAGAAUCUGGACUAAAUUUUAGCCCUCACUAUGAUCAAACACCUCACUCAGAGCAACUAAUCGCACUACCCUUUACUACGGGCCACGAUGCUAGUGUACUUCUGGGUGCCAUACAGGGUGCGCCGUUGGGUAAUGUAUUUGUGCCGCAAUCGGCGCCAGUGGGGCCAGUAAUGAGCGCUUUUGGAAGUGCUACCGGGCCAGUAGAACAUAUCAAGGAUACUUUUCACGCGAUUCCAGCUCCACUUGGAAGUGUGUCAUUCAGUGUAGGUGGUACGAACUAUCUGGUAAUGAAUAAUUGA
Gongylonema pulchrum is the source of this 708-nucleotide messenger RNA. NCBI's taxonomy places the organism in Eukaryota, Metazoa, Nematoda, Chromadorea, Rhabditida, Gongylonematidae. The record is from the annotation of a GenBank genome assembly.